CUUCACGAUUCGCAGACCGAGUGCAACUUUACAUAACUCUUGCCUUUGAGCCUCUCUCUCUGCGGAUAUCGAUCAUCACUCAUCAUCAUUCAUCAUUCAUCAUUCUAGGGCUUCCAAAACUUCCUUAUCAGGUGGUUUAUCCACCCAUCUGGCUCGCAUUAUCAUCACCCAAGAAUGCCAAAUGUAAUCAGCUUGACAAACCCCCCAAUUCUGCCUUGAAGACCCCUCCCCGCGAACGGGCCGGGCUGUCCAACGACCAUGACCGCCAGCCACCAUGGGGCUCUCAUUUCUCCUCGGCUCGUCUUCUACUGACCAACGGCGCGAAAGUCGGCCCAAACCGGCGUCCUCCCGCACGCCGUCUAGCUCUGCCUCCGUCUCUUCGUCAGCUGCCAGCCAUACUCCUCCGCCUCCUCCUCUUACUACUACUUCUGCCACUACAUCCGACCCCGAUCUGGAGUAUAUCCAUGACGACCUUCAGUUGCAGGCCCCGCCCCCCGAAUGUCCCGACCUCCGUGAGCUCAACAACUGCCUAGAAGCCCUGGCCGCCGUAUUCCCUGACGUGCAGAUCGAGGUCUUCCGCGAGAUGCUCACCAAGUUCGAUGGAGAAUCCCGUUUGGCUGUCGUCGCCGACGCCCUGUUAAAAAACCGUGUACAAUGGGUCAAGGGACGCUGGCGGGUCGUUGAAGGCGCCGCCACCUCCGCCGCCACGCCCGACGCCGCCCCGGUAUUAGCCGUACACCCGAAGGAGACCUUCAAGAGCGAAGAGUACAAGACGGCCGUCAAAGCCCUGGCCAAGCACGAGUUCCGCGGACUAUCCCGCUCGACCCUCCACGCCGUCCUCGCCGAAUGCAACUACAACUACCUCGACGCCCGGAAGACCCUGGUGGAGCUGUCCUCCAAGUCGUGGCGCUUCACCUUUUCCUCCCUCUUCUCGCGCCGGAAACCCGUUGUCGCCGCCGCUGGAGAAACCGAGAACCACCCGCUCAUCGUAUGGAAGUCCACCGGCCAUGGCUCCAUCAAGCCUACCUUGAAAGCCACCGGGAGCCCCGAACUCGACCGAGAGCUUCACGAAGCACUGAUACGCCCGCUUAAGCAGCGUGCUCGUCGCCUCCAGGUCGAGAAGGACCGCGGACUGGCCGUCUUGCUCAACAACGAAGAGGCCGAAGACAUGGACGCCAUGCACGAAUGCUGCUGCUGCUUCACCGAGUCUGCCUUUGAAGAGUUCGCCCAGUGCGAUGCCGACGGCCACAUGAUCUGCUUCCGCUGCGUGCAGCACUCCAUCGCCGAGGCCGUCUUCGGUCAGGGCUGGCAGAGCACCAUCGACAUGGAGUCCGGCACCCUCAAGUGCAUGGCCGUCGACGGCGGCGGCUGCGGCGGCCGCAUCCCCUCGUACCACAUGCACCGUGCCAUGCUCGAGGAGAAGAAAGGCGCCGAGAUCCUCCACAAACUCGACCAGCGCCUGGCCCAGCACAGCCUGCUCGCCUCCGACCUGCCGCUCGUCCGCUGCCCCUUUUGCGACUACGCCGAAGUCGACGACCUCUACGUCCCGCGGGGCGAAUCCCCCCUCCGCCUCCGCCCCGACGGCAUCCUCAACCUGCUCCUCCUCGUCGUCUGCGUCGUCUUCAUCCCGUUCUUCCUCCCCCUCAUCGUCCUCACCGUCCUCACCGCCCUCCUCGUUAGCUCCAAGCAAAGCCCGGGCGACCAGCUCCGAGAGGAAUGGUCCGCCGCCCUGACGCGCCACCGCCGCCGCCGCCGCGGCCUCAAGUUCACCUGCCAAUCCCCGACCUGCCGCCGCGCGUCCUGCCUCUCGUGCGGCAAGUCCUGGACCGACAUCCACGUCUGCCACGAGUCCUCCCUCGUCGCCCUGCGCACGCAGAUCGAGCAGGCCAUGAGCAUGGCCGUCAAGCGCGUCUGCCCGCGCUGCGGCACCUCCUUCGUCAAGAACGCCGGCUGCAACAAGCUCACCUGCCCCUGCGGCUACAAGAUGUGCUACGUCUGCCGCAAGGACAUCGGCUCCGGCCCGGACGGCGGCGAAGGCUACCGUCAUUUCUGCGACCACUUUCGCCCGGACGGCGACCCGUCGCCUUGCGCACACUGCGACCGGUGUAACCUCUGGGAAUCCGAGGACACGGAUGCCGUCCUGCAGGCUGCGAAGGAGGAGGCGGAGCGGAAGUGGCGUGAGGCGGAACGGCGCGACGUCGGGCGUGCCGAGAGGGAUUUUCUUGAGACGGGCUUCGUCGCUGCCGGGAGGGACGAGGUGAAGUUGGAGGGACUGCUCCGCCAGCGCCGGCCGCCGACUCUUGCUGAGUUUUGUGAUUGGGCUGUCGGGAGCCUGUUCGGGUAGCCAGCCACGGGAUAGGGUAUGUGGCGAGAGAGGAGGAGAGAGAGAGGGGGGGAGUAGAGAGGAAGAUUUUGGGUUGGUGAUCUAAACACGACAUGCGCCUCUGUUUCUUUCUUUGUUUCUUUCUUUCUUUCUUUCUUUUUGUCUUGUUUAUUGGGAGUUUCUUUUCUCGUUCGGCUGGUAAUGGACGUAUGGCGUUCUCGAGUCGACAACGUGGGCAAACAAACCCAUCAAAAGAUGAAAGGGUCUUGAAGGGAUCAGAGGUGGGCUAACCAUAUAUCACAUCCCACUCCUUUUUGUUUUUCCUUUUUUUCUUUUUUUUUUCUUUUCCAAGGUCAAGGGACCAAGCGAGACAACUCGGAUAGGGGAAACAGCGAAACAGGAAGGACAAGCAACUGGACGGCAUUGCUUUCGCCGAAGCACUCACGUUUGGAUAUAUCCAUUCACGUAUUAUUAGUGUAAUUCUAGACUUUAAUUUCUCAA
Molecule: messenger RNA, 2824 nt
Organism: Sodiomyces alkalinus F11
Lineage: Eukaryota; Fungi; Ascomycota; Sordariomycetes; Glomerellales; Plectosphaerellaceae
Exons: 1
Coding region: 275-2344 (689 amino acids)
Source: RefSeq, a predicted model, not a curated record